Lasiosphaeria miniovina is the source of this 1418-nucleotide messenger RNA. Its product is annotated as RTA1 like protein-domain-containing protein. Lineage: Eukaryota; Fungi; Ascomycota; Sordariomycetes; Sordariales; Lasiosphaeriaceae. The transcript is spliced from 2 exons. The coding region runs from base 310 to 1254 and encodes 314 amino acids. Gene Ontology annotation, cellular component: membrane. The record is from RefSeq and is a predicted model, not a curated record.
CGAGUUUCAGGGCCCCAUGGUGGGGACCCGCCCUAGAAGCGAAAAAUCGCAUUUUUCGGAAUUCUAGUCAUGUAGUGGGUCGACGCUACUUGCACCGCACUAAUUAACACCAAGACGACCUCUAUUUGCUUCACUUGUAUUUCUAGAAUUUGAAUUCCCCCAUUCCAGCAAAUUUCCUACCAUAUCGACUCCUGCAUUACCCCCUUCGACUCGCCACAGCCAGCAACGUCGUUGUACAUCGAGACCUAGCACUGAGGGAGGUUAAGCAUAGGCCUUCACAUCUUGCAGAAUCCGUACACACUGACCAAUAUGGUUCUCAACGAUGGCCCGCCGUUCGGUCCCGUGAUUGAUGGCACCAUGGUGGUCGUAUUCUGGGAAUAUCGGCCGAGCAACGUCGCCGCAUACCUCUUUCUCGCCUUAUUCGCGCUAGCGACGCUCGGACACGUCGUCUACCUCGCCUGGCUCCGGGCAUGGACAUAUAUCCCAUUUAUUCUCGGAGGGAUAGGUCUAAUCUUCGGCUACUUAGAGCGCGCCCGAGCUCACUCUGAUCCCACGGACCUCGACCCCUGGCUCCUGCAAAGCAUGCUCCUGCUCGUGGCGCCGCCCCUUCUCGCUGCAACCGUAUAUAUGACGCUUGGAUGCGUCGCCGCCGCGCUGCUCGAAGGGGUAGAGUUCCGGUCUGGUCGUGGGCGCGACUCCCGCGGCUGUUGUAGCCGGUGCUGCUAUGCGUGCUGCUGCACCUGCUCGCCGACCAAGGGCUUCGUGGUCGCCGACGUGGUCGCUAUCUUCACUCAGCUGAUUGGCACUGUGCUGCCCGCGAGCGGCACGCCCGAGGCCCAGCGCCUGAGCAAAAUUAUCGUGCUGGUCGGCCUGCUCGUGCAGCUGCUGGCCCUGGUUGUGUUUAUCGUCCUCUGCGCACGCCUUCACGCGCGCCUGCGUCACAAUCCCUCCAAGUCCAAGGCUAUGCUGGCUGACCCUGGUGUUAACUGGCUGGGUCACUUUGUCGUGCUCGAGGUCGCCGCCGUGAUGCUCGUUGUCCGGAGUGUGGUGCGCGGGGCGGAGUACUUGGGGGGUACGGACGGUUUCGUGGCGACCCACGAGGUGUUUGUCUAUGUUUUUGACGCGGUGCCCAUGUUGGUUGUGAUGCUUAGCUCUAUGUUAUUGCACCCGUCACGACUCGUCAGGGAGAUCGCGAAGCUGGAACGCAAGGAGAUGGGCGAAUUUACGGAGCUGAGGGGAGCAUCGCUUAGAUAAUUCAACAUCGAACUUGUACAGGACACGGCACGGCGUCACUAGACCUAAUUAUUCCUUACUGCUUACUGUUAUGCCACAAAGAUCUCGAGUAUCGAUCUAGCUGUCUAUCAUGAUUGUAGUGACGAAGGAAGGUCUUGUUAAUCUAGGCAGAAGACAGCCGAGGC